AUGAGCCAUCAAUUGAACGACCAAAUCGAAGAGGCUAAACGCCUGCUUGGAGAGAACAACGCCGACGGGGCUUUGCGGGUUUUGAAGCCAUACAGAAAGUCAUUGAAGAGCACAAACUCAUCGCACAUCGAAUUGCAUCAAGCAUUUGUAGAGGCUUAUCUCGAAAAUGGACAGCUAGAAAGGGCUUAUCCACUGCUGGUGAAGGCCUGUGAGCUAGAUCCACAGGGCCAGAUCGGUGGGAGCGAUAAAUUCUUCACGUUGGGCCAAAUUGCAGGAGGAAGUGACGGUCUCGCUUUAAUCACACAGGGCAUUGAAAACCUGUCGGGACAGGCUGGUGAUUACUUGAAACAGGAACAGGCGGAGAAGAUCGUGGCAGGGCUGCUGUCAAUGGUGGAAAUCUGGAUGACUGACCUGUGCAUGGAGCCUGGAGCUGAAGCACAGUGUGAAGAGCUUGUCAGCAAGGCGAUGGAAGUGUCAGAAGAGAAGUCACCUGAAGCCUGGGCCGCACUGGGCUCGAUGCGUAUCUCGCAGCAGCGGUUUCCUGAGGCCGCAGAGGCGUUUGGACGCUCAUGGCACUUUUUCCAGGCCAAGAAAUCCGCAUUCGAAAGCGAAGUCCAGCAGGGCUCCGGCAACACACACACAGAGUUCGCAAACAUGCUCCAACCGCUACUGAAUCUCGCAAAAAUGUGCAUUGAAAUGGGACUCUACGAGUGGGCCUUAGAGAUUGAGGCAGCCGUCAAAGACAUAGACGAGGACAAUUUGGAAAGUCUGUAUCUAGAGGCUUUCACGCAUUACUUGACUUGCAAACUAGAGCUUUUCAAGCUUCAGAAUCCCCAGGUCGAGGUCAACCCUGGAAAUGUUUACGAAUUCAACCAGCACUUUCAAGAGCUGCCCUUUGUGAACGCGAAUGAAUUGAUACAAGAACACGGCCAGGAAGCGCGCCUGAUAUUGACGUACAUGGUCAAAUUAGCCGAAAACGGCGAUCAGAACGACGAAGUAGUGAAAGAGUUGGUCAGUGGGGCAAUGGAAGUUUUGUCAGAAUUGGGAGGCCCUGCCGAUAUUAAGGACGUUAUUCGCUACAGAAAGGGCGAAGAAAUCGGCGACGAGGAGGAAAUCGAAAUCGACAUCGAAGGCUGCAAUCAGGCGUAA
Messenger RNA from Lachancea meyersii CBS 8951, 1149 nucleotides. The record is from the annotation of a GenBank genome assembly. NCBI's taxonomy places the organism in Eukaryota, Fungi, Ascomycota, Saccharomycetes, Saccharomycetales, Saccharomycetaceae.